UUGAGCGCAAAAUUAACAAUCAUACAGUCAAAAAAGCAGAAGAAAUGGAUCACCAAGCUCUUCUUCGAGCUGUUGAAUCAUCUGAUUGUACAGUUUUCAUGGAGUGGUACGAGAAAGCUCAAUCUCAGAACAACUUAGCUGUCAAAGAAUCAGUUGAUCGUCUGUCCAAGAAUGAGUUAUGUGGAAUAUGGACAGUUUUUAUCAAAUGGGUGAUGGACAUGACAAAUUCUUUGAAAGAAAACCCUGAUUCACCCGAAAAGGAUUCAAUCAUGAAAGUUUUACUAAUUAUGUCUACCAUGGCAACUUACACAAUAGAGAACAUUUCAACAAAUGAGCCUCAAGGAUUGAGCCCAUCUUUAAAAGCUAUGAAUGGAUCUCUGAAAUUGGUUACAUGCAAGAAAGCAGGAGCAAGUAUUUGUGAAAUGAGCGAGCAUUACUGGAAGGUUCAUCCUGAACUUGAAAUGAUUCUCUCUGUAAAUGUUAUCUCUUGGCUUCUGACCCAUGCUCUACAUCCAAAAGCAACAAUGACUUCAGUGAAGCGGUUGUGGAGCCUAAAAGGAUCUAUUGAAAAGUUGAAUCCCCAGAUUCUUGAAAGAUCUGGACUGCUAGAACUUUUCCUUUCUGGUAUUUCAAAUUCAAAAUUUAUAAGCUCCAAUGAAGGUCGAAAAUGCAUUGCCUGCCUUUUUAACUUUGGCCCCUCUGUUGUGCAGGCAUUGCAGAAAACAAUAAAAAAGUUUAUUCCACUUGCAACAACAUCCGAUUGCGAAGCGCUGGGAGAGAUUUAUUUUAAAGCGUGGAGAUCGGUAGUUACUGAAGAAUCCCGAGCAGACAUAGAAUUUUCUAUUCAAGACAUAAUGUACAAUGCUGUCAUUGCCUUUCGAACACCAGUAGGUGCGGUUGAAGGUGGAAUGAAUAAGAUACCCAUGAACAAGCUACUCUUCCAUUUGCUGCAUGCACUUCAUCGUCAGAGAAAGCAGCGUACUGUUGCGAUUCUUAUUAACAACCUCUAUAAACCAAUUCUUUGGCGCUAUUUGGAAGCUUCUAAUGGUCUGGUUCGAGCAAAUGCGUUGUGUCUGUUUUUUGACGCUUUCCCUUUUGAGAGUGGCGAAGGGGUGGAAGAAGAUGAAGUUGUUCGUAAUAAGCAGUGGCAAAUUAUGCUUGCCGCUCUCUUGGAUCCCGUUCCUCUUGUUCGAUCAAUCGCCAUACAGGGCACAUGUCGAAUUUUAACAGAAUAUUGGGAAAUUGUUCCGGUCAACAUUAUUCAAGAUUUUAUUACAGCAUUGUUGAGAAAGUUAUUAUAUGAUUCAUCCUCUGCUGAUGUCCGUGCCAACGUUGUUAAAGGACUAGUUACCAUGUUAGGAAGUAAUCAAACUCAUAAUCUCCUCGAGAAAAUGAUCCCCCUUACCAACAAAGUACUUCAUGAUCCCAAUGAAAAGGUUCGGGCUGAAUAUGUUUUUUUGUUAACUCACGUCCAAAAGUUAAAAAUCAGCAAAUUGUGGGAGGUGAUUGAAGUAAGUCAUUUAGUCGCCAGACUUGCAAUGGAUUCAUCGAAAAAUGUCUGUCGUCGUUUAGUGGUACUUUUGGCCCCGUUUUAUUAUCCUAAAGCUACACCAGAAAUUGUGUUCCAACGCUGCUUACGACUUGUCAUUGAUAACCGGGAAGCUUCGAGAAAAUUUUAUCAGCAUAUUGAUAACUGCGUGGGAGUUGAGCAAAUGGCAGAACUGAUCUUAAUUAUAUGGAAGUUUUUACGGAACCAUAUUCACAAGAAAUUGGAACAGAAUAGAAUUAGCCAAGAAAGAGAGGAAACAGCUCGUCAGAAUCGUUCCCGCGUGGCGAAAAGGUCUCGAAGAGGAGAGCAGGUUGAGAGAACUGAAGAGACGAUCGGAGACGAAGAUAAAGAAAAUCAAGCAGAUGAAUCCACCGACGAUGAUGGGGAAGACGAUGGCAGCAACGAGGAAUUUAAUGAAUCGAGCAUCAUUGGACUGAUCGAUGUUAUGUGUAUCCUACUGAGUGGAAAUAAGACGAAAUUUAAGGCGCCGCAAAAUGUUGCGUUCUGGGAAGAAAUUAAGUCUAGUUUCCAUAAAACGUGUUCCUUAUUUUUUCGCUAUUUCAAGAAUUCGGACGGUCUCCGUUCGCUCAUCUAUCUCUAUGGAUUGAUGUCAUCCACUGCAUCUACUUUGGUGCUAAGUUUCGUCAAGUCUCAGUUGAAAUCACUAACUGAUGAAGCCACCUGUAAAGAGUUUGGUCAUUUGGUGGACGUCAUGUGUAAUUGGGGUCGAGGAGAAGAUUUAUUGGAGUUCAUAACUGAUCAUCUCCAUGAAAUUUUAAUUUCAUUUGUAUCCGAUCAGUCUUCUGAAAAUUGUGAUUCUCGGACAAGAAAAGGUACUGGAAAGAAGCGGGUUUCCUUUAAAAAAACCAACAAGGGUAAACCUAUGCUGGGAUUACGUUGUUUGAUUUAUAUCUUACAACAUCCCUACAAUAAAAAGAUCAUUUUGCGAAAAAACCUCAUACAAAUGGAACAAUUGUGCGACAGCUUAAAGGCUGUGACGUUGAUCAUUGAAAACAAUCCCGAGAUAUUAAACAAUAAAGACAGUUUCUUGUUUGUGGCUGCGUCGGUGUAUGUGAGAACUCUUCUGGUAUUAACCUCCUUUUACCAACGAACAAAAGAUGAAGAAUUGAAGUAUGCAGAAUCACAAGAAAAAAUCUUAGGAGUUCUCGGUUGGAUAGCAAGAUUAAUGGUAGAUGAAAAUCUGAAUCCAUUAGAGGGGGAUCUUAUUUUUUCCGUCGUUGCCUCCAUUAGCAACUUAGUCGUGAUUCACUCUAUGAGUUCGGAAGUCCAUCGCCAGUUUUUGAGUAGUGUUCUUCAAGCGGUUAAACGAUUUCCGUCAUCUAGUCACUUGACCCUCGCCAUGAAUUGUGCACAUAGUUCCUUGGUUUUUAUUUGGACUGAGCGUUCGAUUGGAAAUGAAUGUGAUGCUGAAUGUGACCGUCAAAUCAACGAUAUAAUUUUCUACGUGUUGGAACGUCCCUCAGCAACAGAAUCUUCUGAGACUAGCGAGGAAGUGUCCCUGAAUGAGGACGAUUGGAUUGUAAUGAGAAAUGUUAUAAGAAAGAUCAUGGAAGAGUGCCAUCGACAUAGUCCGGAAAAACACGAAAGUAUACGUACAAUCGUACGUAAAAUGGGAGACACCAUACGACAAGAAAUGUUGCAAUAUCAACAGUCUGAAGAGCAAGGCGAUGUAGCUUGUCUGCAUCAGAUAUCGAAAGCUAUCAUUGCAGCAUUCCGGGUUCGAAACGUUUUGGCUAAGAUGAUGUUGGACGAAAUUUUUGAAUCUCUCAAAAUCGACGAAGAUGAGAUGGUAUUAUCCAAUUUGGUUGCGAUUACCAGGCUUCUCGAACAUUUGAGUCAGGAUAAAGGUCAAAUUUCAGCGGGCACCUUUGUACACGCCAUCAACUCUUUCGAGCGCUGGUGGUCAACUGUAGGAGAAAUUGAAAAAAGAGCUAACGCGGAUUUGGUUUCACAUGUUAACGAUACAAUUAAAGAUCUUAAGAAAGCCUUUUCAAUAUAGGUCUAGAGUGGUUUGUACUUUGUGACUGGACAAACAAAAUGUUAAGCACUGUUCACAUGUUUUGAUGGCACUGCAGUUAUUUAGUGAAAAUAAGGUCCUUCAUGGUGGAAUUCGAGCAAACCGGAAAUAUAAUGAAUCAUUUUCACUGGA
Daphnia pulicaria is the source of this 3719-nucleotide messenger RNA. RefSeq names its product condensin-2 complex subunit G2-like. Bases 45 to 3569 code for a protein of 1174 amino acids. The record is from RefSeq and is a predicted model, not a curated record. The transcript is spliced from 18 exons. NCBI's taxonomy places the organism in Eukaryota, Metazoa, Arthropoda, Branchiopoda, Diplostraca, Daphniidae. Gene Ontology annotation, biological process: mitotic sister chromatid segregation. Gene Ontology annotation, cellular component: condensin complex; nucleus.